Messenger RNA from Porites lobata, 10081 nucleotides. The record is from the annotation of a GenBank genome assembly. NCBI's taxonomy places the organism in Eukaryota, Metazoa, Cnidaria, Anthozoa, Scleractinia, Poritidae.
AUGUUAAUUUGCAGGCUAAUUUUUGCUUGUUUUCUUCCUCUUAUUUUAUUUAAUUCUUCAGUUUAUGGCUUUAUCGAGGGCCUCUAUUGUGGAACAGAAAACUGCUACGAUGGUAAGAAAGUUUUUGUUUAUUUUUGUCAACUUAAAACUCUUGAUCUUACGACUUAAGAUUGUGAAUUUUCCGGAAUUUUACAACGGGGACUCUCCAGUUCAAUUGGCUGUGUUAAAAAACAAUUAAGUGAAAUUUAAUUCUUCCUAAACUGAUUUGAUUGUUUUCUGAUUUUUAGUUCUUGGUGUCUACAGACAGUCAUCGAAAGUAAGUUUCACCAAAUGUUGUUACGUUAUAAUCAGUUGUUAACCGCGAUUUCCGUCUUGGCCAUGAUUUCGUGGUUACUACUUUGAUGAUUUAGAAUGUUAAAUAAAACGAUUUUCAUUUUUUUCCCAUUACUAUGCAAAUACAGUGUUAAUAUAGUGGCUUUAAAAUACCCUUACAAGUAAAUAUUUAAAGCCUUCUUAAAGAAAAAUAUCUCUUUGAUGCGCAAAAUGUCUAAUUUUAGUCACAGCUGUGUAGAUUUAGCCCUGUUGAUAUCAGCUUGCCCUUGUGUGUUUUCCACAAAUACAUUUCCUUUUUGCGUCAGCCUUUUGAGAUGUCUUAAUUAAUGCAUUAACACGUAAAUGCCAGUGUUAAUGCAUUAAAAGACAGAUAGCACCUAUAUCUAGAUUCUAGGGUCUUUCUUGCCAAAAAAGCAAAUUAUUAAUAAAUAAUACAAUCCUUAACUUUUUGUCUGAUAUCUGUUUUAGUAUAUAACAAACAGGUGUGUUGUUGUUAAAGUGUUUUACUCUUACCUGUUGUGAUAUAGACUGCAGAUGUUGGCGGUACUAUUAAAAUAUCACAGCUUAAUCACACUACAAGAGUUUUUCUGACAUGAGUUGCUCUAAUUUCUCUCUAGGGUGAAAUAGGUAAAGCGUACAGGAAACUUGCUCGGAAGUAUCAUCCUGAUCGAUAUAAGGUAUUAUAUUGAGCCUCUUUGGCUUCAAUUCUUGCAAAACUACAUACCUUUUUCGUUAAUGAAAGUUUAAUGCAAAAAGAUUUGUUACAGCUGAUCUUAAGACAAGUGUAAAGAGGAGAGUCAUGAGACAUUCAGCAUAUUGGCUUUUAUUUUGGGUCAAACAAUUUCAGUCAAGAAGGUUAAUACCUAUAUUUACCUUAUUCUCUUGAUUUACAGUAAAAAAUUACAAAAAUCAACUGCUGUUCUGUCGAUAUGUUGGGAAUGAAAGGUGAUCUGAUUCUCUAAGCUAGGAAAAAAAAUUUGUUUUUUGGACAAGUAAUGUUAUACCUCAAACAACAGUCAAACUAAGUGGCUUUUGUAAAGGGUUGGCUGUUGGGGUCAAUAAAAGUGUACAAUGACACCAAUAAAAUUGUUUUAUUGUCAUUGUUGAGGUGUAAAUGUAUAAGGAAAACUGUGUUCAGAACAAAAAUGUGGAAUAUACAAAGUGAGGUACAACUGUAACUUGGGUAUACCUAUUGAUUUGAAGGAAUAAUAAAGUCAUGUUGAAGUGAUUUUUCAACCAGGGCUUAGUUGUUUGAAGGCUGAUUAGUGAUAACGCGGGGUUUUUUUUUUGGUUUCCUUUUCUUGCAAUAGCAAGAAUUAAACUGAAUUUGCUUAUUAAGCUUAUUGCACCAACCCUGGGUUAUCUUAACUUAGCUUUAGACCACACCGGCCCUGGCCAUUUACCAUUUUAAACUGAGAACAGAUUUUACUGGUCAAAAAUGUAUCUGGCUAUGACUGAGGAUGAGUUUACUUUGGAUAUUUUGGCAGUUUCCACUGUGGAGUUGUAUCCCUUGUAGAGGUUAACAUAAAAGUGAAUUACUUGUGUAGAUAGUCCACCAACACAAAGCAAUUUUAUUAAAUGGCCAUAGAGAGAUGAUUGUUGUUAAGGUUACAAAUUUGUUAUAGUGGAACCUCGUUUAUACAGUCACCAAUGGGCCAAAAAGAUUUGGCCGUUUCAACGGGUGACUGUAUUAACAAGGGUUUUUUACAAGAAAAUGUAUGGCCGUUUUGCUGGCAGCCUAAAAAAGUGACCAUUAUAACGAGGUGACCAUAAUUAUUACUGAGGUGGCCAUAAGGCGGGGUUUCACUGUAUGAGUUUUAUGUACAUGUACAUAGUAUAGAACUAAACAUUUAUCCAGAAUAGUGUUUUUUAUACUGCAUUCUCAUUCAUAUUUUCAUAAGUUUGGUAAGAUCCAUACUCUCUUUUCUUCAAGCAUACAGUAACAUCUAUUUCUGUCAGUGGUGUGAUAAAACAGGAUCAGACUUUUUUAUUAUAUUUCAUCCUUGUUUGAUUUAUAGGGUGAAGACGCUGAAGCUAAAUUUCAACUUAUUGCAACAGCUUAUGAGGUAAAAAAUAUACAAAAUAAUGCAAUGUUCAAAAUUGAAUAAAUUUUUUUAUCACUUUUAUUUAGUUUAUCCCUAAUAAGAUAAUAUCUUUAUGAUUUGAUAAUAUCUUUAAUGUUCAGCUGAUAUUUUACAGCCUGUAGAGUAAACAAUAGGGAGGUCCUUGAUAGUGAUAUUGACAAAUAUUUCAGGUCUUAAAAGAUGAUGAACAAAGAGCAGAUUAUGACUACAUGUUGGAUCACCCAGGUACCAUUCCAUAUACUUUACAUGUACAAAAAUUACCAAAAAAAAUUAUUGUUCCGUAAUACGAAGGUCUGUGGAUCCAUGAUUCAUUCUUCCAUUGAGUCCCACUGUUGUUAUUUUGCAUCUUCCUUGGAUCAAAUCAAUUUUGACUUCAGUAUGGCUAGCUGGAGCAUGACAUACAUUCAGGCCAUCUGAUAGGGUGCGACAAAAAAUCAGAAAUUGUGGGAUAUUUUCAGGGUAGAUUGUGUGAUAAUAUAGGACUAUCAUGGAUAAAUUAUGCAAUUUUUUCAGGCUAAUUACAUUGUUUUACCAGGUUUCACAGGAGAAAACCCGCUUGUUGUUAACAGGCAAUUUGAAUUUGAAUGUAAAGGAAUAAUAGAACAUCUAUUUCAAAACAAAAUUGUGAAAUUUGUCUGAUUAUCUUGACCCGGAAAAGAAAAAGGUCCCUUGUUUAAUAUUACAUGACACAGUUACAAGGUUUCAGAUGUCUUGCAAGGCUUUCUUUAGUGGUAAAUCACCUUAAAUAACAUUAAGAUUGGGAAAAUGUUUAAUUAAAGUUAGAAUUCAUUGUUUACUUUACUUGAAUUUAGCAUUUUUUACAAAUUAUUUGAUUUUCCUCGAAAUGUGCGAUCGGAUGCGAUUUGAGGUCAAUAGUGCGAAAUCACACCAUCGCGUAAUAUCAGAUGGCCUGUACAUUUUAAAUGCCAAUGGGCCUUAGGCGCGGUUCAAACAUCUGAAUUUCACACGUGCCGAAACUAAUGCAAGACGUUGAUAGAAAACAAUAGAUUUUUCUUGUUAGCAUUAAAUUCAGCAUUAAAUUCUUAGCCUUAGUUUUGUUUAUUCUUGUUCAGCCUUAUGAUGCUGAGGAGGAGAAAGAUGAUAAUUAUGACAUUUCCCACCUCCUUAACAGCAAAGUGACAGCCCUUAUGACCCUGAAAGUUCUGUUCACAGUGCUGGCAGCAUGGGUGAUCCAUGCUCCUUUGCAUAAAUUUGGAGAUUCAAGUAUGGUGGACUUGAAUGGAGUCAAAACCAAUAAUGGGUUUCACAAUUGUUGUGAAAUUGCGCACAUUUUAGGCAUCCCACUGAUGAAUAGAACUUAUGACAUAGAUAUUUCAAGCAACAACAAUUUGCUGUCUGUCCUGUUUGAAUUGCAUUAACCUGAAACAUGUUGUCUUAAUUUCAACAGAGGAGACAUAUGGACACUAUUAUCGUUACUACAGAAGACGAGUUACUCCAAAAGUGGAUGUACGAGUGGUCAUAGCAGUGUCUAUAACAGUUGUAUCUUUGCUGCAGGUACAGUACAGCAAUGUACAGUUCUGUAAUAAAUAUGAUAAUAAUGGGUGAUGUGUAGUUGCUUAUUAAAUAAAUAAUAAAAUAUAAUAUUCAUUUAUUCAUUAAUAAUACAAACAAAACUUUAUAAUAAUGAACAGGUGACACCAGGGCCAUAGCCAGGUGAAAAUUCUUACAAACUGUAAGGCAAUAUCCCAGAAAAAAUUGCCACGUACAUCUUUCGUGGCCAUUUAUAUUAUUAUGAAGACCCAAUCAAGAAACUUCAAAUUUUUUGUCAAGAGACAACUGACCCAUAUUGGCUACACUAAACCAGUACCAGUGAUAAUAAUGUAUUUUCCAUGGUUGGUAUUAAAGUAAACCCAAGACUUAGAUUUAUAAGACAAUCUGAAUAUUGUUUUCAAGAGUGUUUAGAUGAUUUCUCCUUUUUCAGUAUCUUCAUGGCUGGUCUCGUUACAAUGAAGCUGUAAAGUAUGCCUUAACAAUGCCAAAAUAUCGAAACAAGGCUAUGCAGAGAGCAAGAGAAGAAGGCCUCUUAAAUAACUUGAAAAAGGGAAAGAAAUCUAAGGUACAACUGUUUCUCUCAAUAAUUUGGUUGUAAGUUUAAGAUAGAUGUCCACUUUUGCUGCAGAAAAGAUAAUCACUGAAGAUUCUUUAUAAGUUUUUCCAAAGAUAGGGAUGUCUACCCGGCUGACUAUAUACUAGCCGUAGUUCCAAUACUUAGGAAGUGUGGGCAAACAUUGUAUUUACAUUUGCGAUAAAUCGAUUGAUGUUGAGGACCGCCUUCAUGUUAAUAAAUUACUGAAUGGUAUGUGCGUUUGUAAAUAAGAUAGGACUUUUAAUUGGAGUAUCAACAGAGGAAAUCACCAUAGAAUCAUGUUAGUGGAAAUUUGAUUGAACCACACAGUAAACAAUACUAAUAUUGAAUUCAACUACAUGACACUUGCUCAGAUAAGCUCAUGACAACAUGACAGUUUACACUUAUAACAGUUUCCAGAUGACAAGCUAUGCACUACCCUCUGUAAGCUGAUAAAGUAAGCUGAUAAACAUGCUUUGCACCACUAUAGUGACAAAAUACAUGAGAGAAAUGGAGAACAAUUAGUGUUUAAAUAAUUAUUGUGGAUUAUAAACUGAAAGGAAGUGUCUGCUUACCUUAUCGAAAACUCCUCUUUCAUGAAAUUUCUUCUUGUUAUAUGUCUUUGCUAACUUCUCAGCAUGCAGCACAAAAAGGCAGCAUCGGCGUUGUGGAAAACGCUGAAGGUACAUACAGUGUAUGUAUUCAUGUACUUCUAUUCACGUGAGCACUGACCUUGAACUCAACACCACGGCCUUGGUGGCCAUUUGUGGCCACAUACUGUGCAGCUUAAGAAAGUGCCACUGACCACCCCACUAAGUCUUACGACUUACGACUGUUUUACUCUUUUGUCUUUGGUUACAGGAAGAAAUAAAGGAAGAAGAGGAAUCCAUACUCAGAGAAGUUGUAGAAAACUCUCUGGACAUCAGGUGAGUUUGAUGAUUUUAACUCCACACCUUCCUCCCGCGAUGAACUUUGUUGUGUUGAGAUGUACAAGUAUUGCAAAGCUCAAUGACCUUAAUAGACUUUGCAGGGCUUGAAAAUAAUGUGUAAUGGCUGGUCAACAGACAAUGUCCAGUCAAAAAGUCAAAAUAGGCUUUGUCCAUCAAGUCCUUGGAUAACGGACACUUUGUCUGGUCGCUUACUCUUGUAGUGGAAAUGCAGUGAUUUUGUUACCUCUGCGUCCUGUUUCCCUGAUGCAUAAAAAUCCCCAAAGACACAAAAUAAUUAGUGGUAUGCUUCCCGCAGGGUGCAAAGAUCAAUUGAUCGAUCUGGAGAUGUUUUGACCCCACACAAUAAUUUUGUGUUCCUACCAAAAUUUAAUGGACUUCAAAGUCUGUUUGCCAGACAUCCUAGAAUGAUCCGUCCCUUCCCAAAAAUCGGCCCCGUUGAAAGAGGGAUGAGACAUGCAAAGCCUUCUGGGAGUUCCAUCCACCAUUUCGUCUUUUUUUGAUGUAGAUGGAAGGUAAUUCUUGAUUGGGUGUUGCCCUCACGGGCAGCCCAAUAAAUAGAUGCAACAUAUGGCUGAAAGGUCUUGCAUAAAGAUAAAAGUUGAAUCUUGGUCAACUUUCAUGUUUACACACAGCAUUUCGUUCAUUGCCUCAAUUAGGCAAGUAAAAAUAACAUGGUUGAAGUAUUCCUUAAAGUCCUGCUAAUUACUAGCCCCUGAAAGCUGUUUGCCAUGUUUACAUUUAAGAUUGUGUUUUAUCAUCUUGAAAGUCUUAAACUAAAAGUGAGUUAACAAAGCAAAAUGGAUUGGUUUGUAAUAAAAGCCCCUCAGUACCGCUGUUUAAGUUUUGGCUUAAAAAUUUGACGUGAAGAGAAAGGAACUUUUGAGGAGUCAAUCCAAGGCGCCUGGCUGCGGUUUAUACGGAACUUGAUUUAUGUAAUUACAUGUACAGUGUAACUCUAUGCCUUGUUUCUCUUUGAUAGUCUCUCAGACCUAAUAUUUUAUUGUUUUCUUAGGGGAGGUUACAGUAAACCAAAAAUAACAGAUGUCCUUUGGCUGAGGAUUGUUUUUCUGUGAGUUGUCAAUAAUUUUACCUACAAUAUAAGCCUUCAAAUACAGCCAUCCCUCUUCACAAGGAGGAUUGAUGAGUACAAUGUAGAGGCUGUAUUUUUGGGACAAUUAAUUAACAAUUAAUGAAUGAGGCUGAGUAUCUUAUGUUCAUAUGAUACGAAAGCCGAAUUCAAUAAUUGUUUUAUUAUUCAUUCAAAAUAAUUCCUAGUUUAAAAACAAAGCUAAAACAUGCUUACCCCCAUCGAUGUUAAGUGAUAUCGAUAGUGCACGUUUAGGGUUGUUCAGCUCCGCAAAUAUUCUCCAAAUAGCAGAUGUCGCCCUUCGAGUUGUGUUCUUGCCGUUCUUGCCAUGUUUUUAGCUAUAAUUUCGCUUAGUUCUUACCCUUGAAACGAGUGAAAUGUCCGCCAUUUUUUGUUUUCACAACCAAAACAACUCAACCUCAUCCCCAGGUCUUCUCGGUUAAUGGUGCAUUAACCUGCAAGAACGCUGCAUUUUUGCCGUCAUUUCCUCGUUAAACACAAAAUUCCUCCAAAUUUGGUCAUCAGUAACUGGUAAUGGUGAAUUAUGCGUGUGCUUUUAGCCAGUCAGAAUCGGGGAAAUAUUUUGAAUGAAUAAUAAAAGCUUUUAACUGUUUGUUUGUUUUUUGUAGUUGUUGUUUUUUCUUAAUAUUAUUCUGUGACAAUAGAAUCCUUAUCUCUUAGCAACUACUCGCUCAAAAUUGUUAACUCAAUUUUUCUUUCUAUUUUUUAGUCCCUAUACGAUUUUAUGCUACAUUACAUGGCUGUUGCGCUGGCACUGGAAAUUUACCAUAUGUGGGGAGGAGUAUGGUGAUGAAGAGAAACAAUACAUUAUAAGGAAAAAAUUGGGAUUGAGUUCCAUACACUGGGAUGCUUUAGAUGCUGCGGAGAAAAAAGUAUUCUUCUCACGCCAGCUGUGGAUUGAUUCUAACUUCCAAGUAAGUUAAAUCUUCUUGAGAAAAGAAAUCUCCUUAAGAAUGAAAGGUGGUGAAGGUUAAGUUCAGAAAUGGAUGUGAGAGAUGUCGUCGUGGGCGCGGGACAGUGCAAAAAAUCCUGAAUGCCAGACAGGAUUUGAACUUAUGACCUAUGACUGAUUCAAAUCUAUGACUAAUACUAGUAAAUAACCAAAGGUUAGAGAGUGCAGGCGAUUUUAUUGCUUCUAAUCGGAGGUCAAAACGCUCUUGCUCCAACGCUGGUUCUUUGCGUAACUUUCACUUGAUAGAAUGUUAAAACGAGUGAUAGAAGGUACUUGAGGUUCGAACACGUGUGAUCAGAGUGCGUUCUUUGCAUUCCAUUCACUCUUAGUGGAAGUCCAAACGAAUGCUUCUUACAUACAUGCGACGCAUGCAUAAUAACAACCUGUUGGUUCAGAUUAGGACUGUGGGCUCCCCUUGUCGCCUGCAAUAAAUCUUUUAUUGUCAUAGAAACUUAUCACAAAGACAGUAACUCUUACGUGUAAAAGCUGUUCUGUGGACAAAUUUAGUUAUAGGCCGGACAGAGUGCACAAACUGAAUUUGACUUCGAUGGAUUUUUUGCAGUCUGCUAGAGAAGCAAAAUAACCCCUAUUUUGUCCAUCACAUUGUGUGUUCCACGCACAUAAAAUCCGUCAUUCUUUUUUCACAUAUUCCAAUAUUUAACAAUUAGUCCUCGAGCCCGAAUGGGCUAUUGACUCAGAGGCCAUGAGGGCGAGAGGAAUAAUUGUUUUAGCAGAAUCAACUAGUUGGUCCAAAAUAUCUAGACAAAACAACUUAAAGCAAGACUCUAAUCCUUUUUGCCGCCAAAAAUCCGGCGCUUUUCGCUACUAGUGGGCUAUAACAUAUAGCCUAGUAGUAGCUCAACCAAUCAGAACGCAGCAUUGAUAAUAGACCACUAGUUGGAUUUUACUAAAUUAAAUUCAACAGCGCUGCUUUCACUGGAGAAUAAAAUUUGAUAUUGUUGCAAUACUGCGUGGGGAAAACGGCAGUAAGUUUCAUCCUUAAUAGAAGGCGUAGCGGAACAGAGACGUUUUCUGCGUGUUGACGUACUUUUGAUCGCCCUCUUGAUUUUCUCCGUAGGAGUACAAAACUGAACAAGAAGAAGAAAUGAGAAUUAAACUUGCUCAAAGUAACAAGUUCAAAGCCUACAGGUAAUGAACGGUUUAAACACAAUACAAAUACCAUAGAAACUAUUUUGGCUUACCUAGUGUGUUUUGUUGUAGUCGGGGUUUUGGUAAUCUCUAUUUGAAUCGUGGCCUUAAAUGGGGCUGUCACGUAGCCUGCGUAGCUUGGCGGUUUUGUCGGGAGCACGAAUGAGCGGCGAAGCGCGCGCGAACGAGCGGCGAAGCCGCGAGAAAAGUUGCUCCUGCCCCAGUCUCCUCGCGGUUUCUCUGCCCUCGCCCGCCUUUAUUAUUUAGCGCGCUCAACCAAAACCGCCAUGCUACGCAGGCUACAAUUCCGGACAAAACUACUUGAGAAAGUUUUCCCCAUCAUGUCCACUUUCCUACGCAACAAAACUAUUUCCAAACCGACGCCUUUGCGGAAAGAAAACCCCUUCCCCCAAUUCAAUGUUGCUUCCAAAAAACACCUAGAGAUCAGGCUUUCUUUUGAAUACACAACAACAUUGCUUUCAGGGGAAGGGGGAGAGGGAAGAACCGGUACAGCUACGAUGUUUAGAAAAAUGCUGUCCAACUAUACAAUUUUCUCAACAGUUUUGUCCAACAUUGUAGCUGUCACGAGGAUAUCCCGCGCUGUUUUAAGUCAAUUCUGUGUUGAACUCAUUACUUAGUACCUUUACUCUUACAAAAAAAUGCCCUGUAGAGUUUUAAAGAAGAUAUCAAACUGACUUCAUCAGAGAGGUACUAAACGUAAUAAUUUUCUGGUGAUAUUUGCUGGCGUGGCAUUAAAAAACUGCAACACUCUUUUUGGAUUUCAAUUGACGCGAAGCCACGUGUUAGUUUUGUUCUAAAAAAGAAAGAAAAUAGCGUGACAGUCAUAGCCCCUGUUAAACGUUCAUUGCAACAUUUUGCACAUCGUGCGCGUGAAACGCAAAAACGCGCGCCGUUCGUGUUUUCGCGUGCCCUAUUUCACCUUUACUCCCUUUCGGAAAACUGUCACACAGGUUAAUACCAUCCCUGGUUGCAGUACAACUUCCAUCUCUUGGUUAAAUUGUACUGACUGUUAUUUUUCAGACGAUACAUGAAGAAGGGAGGUCCAGGCCAGAUGACCUUCAUUGAAGAUGACUAAUAAUUUCACAUCUGUCAGAAAAACAACAACAGGAAUAGAGAUAGAGAGAUAGCUAGCAUUACGUUUACGGCAAAAGACAGAGAUGUCCAUAGGAUUGCUAAUACACUAGCCUGUGUGCAGACUCCCCCCCCCUUCCUCCCCACCCUUCCCCUCAGGAAAAUUUGGCGUCUGUGAUUCACCGUCGCUAAUAGUGUAUUGGAAUAAUUCUGCAUAAAUAAAACAAUAGUUUUCGCCUACCAAUGUUUCAUGUUUCAUGUCAUUCCAGUUCUUAAAAUGUCGGUGCAUGCGACAUUUCCAUCGAGCAAUACACUUUUUUACCUAUA